This is a messenger RNA of Zea mays, 969 nucleotides long. Its product is annotated as rho guanine nucleotide exchange factor 18. Lineage: Eukaryota; Viridiplantae; Streptophyta; Magnoliopsida; Poales; Poaceae. The record is from RefSeq and is a predicted model, not a curated record. Bases 334 to 594 code for a protein of 86 amino acids. The transcript has a single exon.
CGCCGGGAAACGCUCGCGCGCGGCCCGAUCGGUCAGACUCAGACGCGACGCGGAUCCGGUAAACUUAACGGCCGGGAGCGAUCGAGGGGAGGAGGACACGUUCGCGCCCGCUCCCGCUCUCUCCUGGCCCUCGGCCGGACUUGGAGGAAGGAACCGACGACCCCUUCUCCUAGCCCCUAUUUAUACGUCCCCGAUCGCGAUCGAGCUCUCCGCCCUAUCCCAUGCGCCGCGCCGCGCCGCGCCGCGUUGCGUUCGUCCAGAAUCCAAACAGUACGGUACAUCACCUCCUCCCUUGACCUCUCGUCUCCGAAGAAGAGAUUCUGCCGAGACAAGAUGAUGGAGAAGCAGAGCAGGGAGCACCAGGAAGGCUGGCGGCGGCAGAAGCAGCAGCAGGAGGAGGAGGUGGUGAUGGUGAUGCACAGCCAGGUGAUGCGGAUCAAGCAGGAGGAGGACGAGCGGGCCAAGGUGCACGAGACGUACCAGCACCACGUCUCCGAGAUGCGCCGAGGCCUGCGGGACCUCGACAGGCAGCGCUCCCGCUCCCCGCUCGGCCGCGCCGCCCGCACCGCCAUCUCCAUCGGCGGCGACUCCUAGGGAAUUUACUGGAGCUGGAGCUGGAGCCGAUCGAUCCCCUCGGGGAUGGGCUGUGGGGAAGGCGUCCUCGGUCGGCGAUCGCCGUCGUCUCGCCCUCGCCCUCGCCAUUCCCUCGCUAGGGUCGAUUGAUCGAUCGUUGGUAGGAUCCGUUUCGUAUCGUCGUCUUCUUGGCACGGUCGGAGUGCUUUUUGAGAAGCACGCAUUUUCAUUCUAUAUUGGUUUUAGGGUGAUAUAAUGGAUCAAUCAUGUAAAUAUUUUUCUUCAUCAUUCGAUCGAUCUACAGGAUGAUGCAAAAAUCUGUUUGGUUUGAGAAAUAAGUUUAUCUUCUCAAUCUUUAUUUUUUUGAUUUGCGAAAUAGAAUGAGUUGAUCACUCA